AUGGCUGAUUCCGUUUCAGUGCAAGUUGCGUUGCGAAUACGACCAUUAGUGGACUCUGAAAUUAAAAAAGGAUGUCAGAUGUGCCUUGAAUGUGUCCCUAACGAACCUCAAGUUUUUGUGAAGGGAACAGACAAAAGUUUCACUUUUAACCACGUGUUCAACCCGGAAGAUGAUAACGAGUAUUUUUAUGAUGUUGCUAUAAAAGACUUGGUUCAACAUGCUUUUAAAGGAUAUAACGUGACAGUUUUAGCGUAUGGACAGACAGGAUCAGGGAAAACUUUUUCGAUGGGCACGUCGUAUAGUGAUGAAAGUGAUGCAGGUGUUAUUCCUCGUGCUGUCAAGGACAUAUUUAAAAAUGUAGCAGAAAUGACUGAUCGACAUUUCAAAAUUUCUGUGAGUUUUAUGGAGCUGUAUCAAGAGCAGUUGUUCGACCUUCUCAGUUCAUCAAAAUCCACUGUGGAUAUUAGAGAAGAUACUCGGGGUAUCGUAAUUCCUGGACUCACAGAAGUAGCGGUUUUCAACGCUGAUGAUACAACACAGUGUUUGGUUCGUGGUUCAAUGGGAAGGGCAACUGGUGCAACAGCGAUGAAUGCUCAGUCGAGUCGAAGUCAUGCUAUUUUUACAAUAACAAUUCAGCAACAGAGUAAAUCUGAUGAGAGUAAUAGUAUGACUUCAAAAUUCCACUUGGUGGAUUUAGCUGGCUCAGAGAGACCCAAAAAAACAAAGGCAACUGGAGAAAGAUUUAAAGAAGGUGUAAACAUCAAUAAAGGCCUUCUUGCAUUAGGAAAUGUUAUAUCAGCUUUAGGAGAUGAAUCCCAGAAAGGAUACAUUUCAUAUAGGGACAGCAGAUUGACAAGAUUGUUACAAGAUUCUCUUGGAGGCAAUUCAUUAACUAUAAUGAUUGCAUGUGUCAGCCCAGCAGAUUACAAUUUAGAAGAAACACUAAGCACAUUGCGGUAUGCUGAUAGAGCAAGAAGAAUUAGAAAUAAACCUGUUGUUAAUCAAGACCCUACAGCUGCACUUAUUGCCAAGUUAAAACAAGAUCUCCAGGAAGCUCAGUUAGAACUCAUGAAUUUGGAUAGAAACUCGCAAUGUCCGGAAGAACACAAGCGACUAGAAGAAGAAAAUGCUAACCUUGCUGGCAAGAAUAUGAAAUUAACUGAGGCUCUUCACAAUGCCUUUGCAGAAAAUACAAAUUUGGUUGAGCGAGCUCUUCUUGCAGAAGUUGCUCGCGAUCGUAUGAAGGUGAAAUUAUGUGAAUUACAAGCUGAAUACGGCAAUGCUAUGGACAAUUUGAAUCAAACAAUGGACCCAAGUACAUGCCCAGCUGAGUUUUGGGAGCAGUUGAAACACUUGCGGGAUUUGCAGGAAAAGAUUAAAGAUUUACAAGCUGAGCAAAAACGUAGUUCAGAAGAGAUUUUAAAUCAUGAGUUAUCAGCUGAUAAUGAACAAAAUUGUGUAACAGAAGACAAUAUUUAUACUUCGAAAAUUCCAGUUGAUAUUGAACUGCAAGUUGAACAUCAUGAAGCACAUACGUUACAGCAAGUGGAGUUAAAUAAAGAACUGAAGGAACUCAACAGAGCUCUUGCUUUAAAAGAAGAAUUAGUGGCUCAACUUGCUGUGAAUUCCAAUCAGAUUUUGAAUUUGAAGACGGACUAUGAUAGCGCUGUGAAAGAUUUGGAGUUACAAGUUCAAUUUCUUCAGAAGGAGAAAGAAGAACUAGUGCGCUCCCUUCAGGAAAUUCAAAAUUCAACUGUUGCUCCAAAAGAAAAUGAGCAACAUAAGUUGCAUAUGAAGAGACUUACUGAGCUUGAACAAAAAAUUACCUGCCUUAACAAAAAAAUUGCUGAGCAAAAUAAAAUGAUUAGAAUGAAGGAACAACAAGAGAAAAAAAUAUCCCAAUUAAAUAAUGAAAUAACUUCCAUGAAACAGACAAAAGUUAAAUUAAUAAAACAGAUGAAAAUUGAAAGUGAAAAAUUUAGGAACUGGAAACUUCAAAGAGAAAGGGAACUUUCCAAACUUAGGGAUCAAGAUCGAAAACGUCAAAACCAGUUGGUACGUAUGGAAAGGUUGCAUACCAAGCAACAAAACGUGUGGAAAAGAAAAGUUGAAGAAGCGGUUGCCAUUAACAAAAGGCUUAAAGAUGCUCUUGCUCUUCAAAAAGCUACUCAAGAAAGACGUGGAAAUAUGAGUAGUGCAAUGAAAGUUCAGACAUGGCUAGCCCAAGAACUAGAAAUUAUAUAUAGUAUAAUGUAUGCUGAAAAAACUUUAGAACAACUCAUGGAAGAUAGAGCUGUGCUAACUGAACAGGUGACUGCUCUAAAGAAGAGUCUGGAUAGUGGAAAACUUGUGGAUGAAAAAAAUGAAGUGGAAGAAGAAAUAAAACAACUGGAAGAAAACGUAGCAGCAAGGAAUGCUCAGAUUUCUGAUUUACAACAAAAGAUUCUCGAUUCUGAUCAGGAAAACAAAAGCAAAACUCGAUGGGAUUACAUCCAAUCCUCUUCAGAAGCAAAAUGUGCCCUAAAAUACCUCUUUGAUGUAGCUGUGGAAACAAAGAGAGAAAAAACAUUUAUUGAAAAUAAAUUGGCAGAAUUGCAACAUGAAUGUAAUUCUAAAGAUAAUACUAUUCAGGAACAGGAAAGAACUAUAAAAGAACUUUCACAGAAUCAUUCACAGAUCAUUCGUCUUGAAAAGGAAUAUGAAGAGAAAAUAUUUGUUUUAUUAAAACACUUUUCUGGUGGUGACAGUGAUUCUAGUUCAAUAAAUGUCAUUCUGGAGCAAGCUAGCAAAAGACAACAGAGGAUUGAAGAACUUGAAGCUAUGAUAAAUAAUAAGAAAAUUGAGAAAAAGAAAAAAGUGAAUGCCCCUCCCGCAAUAAACAACACUUUUGUUUAUGAACUGGAGGAGUCUAUGAAUGAGGAAGAUGAAGAUGACAAUUCUGAGGAUGAUCCUGAUUGGCAGAAAACUCCCGUUUUCAAAAGAAUAAGAAGCAUGAUUGUUAAAAAAAGUGAUGAAGGAGAAAGAUCAAAGGCAGUGAAACGAACAUCUGAUGGAAAAACCAAAUGUUGUUGCAAAAAAGGUUGUUCAACAAAGGUGUGUGGGUGCUAUAAAGUUGAUAGUCAUUGUUCAAGUGCAUGUAAAUGCAGUUCUGCUUGUCGCAACAGAGAACAAAAUGCAUGUAACAAUGAAAAUGUUCCAGACAAUUUUAAAAAACCAAGAGAAUUAUCAUUUUUUACAACAGAUGAAGAGUUUUAA
Molecule: messenger RNA, 3255 nt
Organism: Gryllus bimaculatus (two-spotted cricket)
Lineage: Eukaryota; Metazoa; Arthropoda; Insecta; Orthoptera; Gryllidae
Source: the annotation of a GenBank genome assembly